Molecule: messenger RNA, 1144 nt
Organism: Bactrocera oleae (olive fruit fly)
Lineage: Eukaryota; Metazoa; Arthropoda; Insecta; Diptera; Tephritidae
Source: RefSeq, a predicted model, not a curated record
AGAUAUUGAUUAUAAAUCAGUAACGGUAAUCGAAAGUCAAUCACUGUGUGGUUGAAUAAUUCCUAGAAUUGUAAAUAUUCGUCAUUGUAGGAAAGAUUUUUCAAAAAGUUUCUAAAAAUAAUUCGAGACGAAUUCUAGACCUUUCAAGUAAGGUGUAGAUACCAUUCUAUGUCAAACUAUUACGCAUCGAAGAGUUCUUGCUAAUUGGAAAUAUAGUUCCGUAUUAUUAAUGGGUAUGAAAAUUAAUAUUGUUAUCUCCCUGAACACCUGUCAAUCGAAAUUUGGCACAGCGAUCAAGUGAGCCCACUUAUUGCAAAUAAACUCGGUGAGACCAGAAGAAAAUGAAAGCUAUAACGAUCUGAACAAAUUGUGCGAAGAUGGAUGCGUUGUCUUGGACAAUAAUCUGUGCCGACUUGCGUUAAGGCUCUUCAUUGUUGUGGUAUAAAUGGGCAAAAUCACGGCAUUAGCUUGUCAUUCAGUGAUAGUAACUGUAAAAGUUUCUACAAGUUUUCUUUUGAUCGAAAAUGGCACGUUUCUACGCUUUGGCUGCCUUUACGCUCUGCGCCAUUUUGGCUGUUAGUGUUGUGAGUGGCGGUAUUGUCCGGGAUAGCAGCAACGAAAUAGCGCCAGAGAAAGUGCGUCCAAUAAUGGUGGUCAAGGAUAUCAAUGAGUUUAAGAGAAAACAUCCAGGCCUGUCCUUGCUAGCGUUAAAGAAGGAGAGUGGCCAAGCGAGAAGCGGCUCCACGGUCGAGUAUAAAUUAGGCGGUCGUGUACAAGGCGACUUCUUGGCUGCUCAGAUAGCCGACGCUUUUAAUUAUGAAGAUGCGAAGGAUGUGACGGUUCAAUUGACUUACCCACAAGCUGGCACUGGCAGUAUAGUCACCUAUGUGUUAAUCCGUUGCGAAGCGGACUCAACUGAGGGCAACGCUUACGUUGUUGCCGGCGGUAUUGGCCAGCGUUUUAUUUCCAUUGUAUUGGAGUCUACUGCAACGCAAACAUUUUCCUACAAUGCGCAAUUCUAUGGCUCAAAUUAAUCGAAUUUCAAAUAAAUAAUAAAUACUAUUUUAUAAGCGAAAACUUUGUAUAAAUACAUGAAGGUAUCAAAAGAAUAAAAUAUCUUCUUUGAGAUUAUUUGUAAAGGCGC